Molecule: messenger RNA, 1178 nt
Organism: Caenorhabditis sp. 36 PRJEB53466
Lineage: Eukaryota; Metazoa; Nematoda; Chromadorea; Rhabditida; Rhabditidae
Source: the annotation of a GenBank genome assembly
AUGUGGGCGCUUCUAUUCUUUUGGUAUUCAAUUCAAUAAAAACUUGUCUCGUUUCGUCUCUCUUUUUGACCGAAUAUUUCCAGGAUGAUACUAACCGCAAUCGCUAUCGUACUUCUCAUCUGGAGAUGCACAGCGCUCAUCUAUUUCGCCCUCUGUCUGCCAGUUCUCGCCACGUUUCUCUACUUCAUCUUCAAAAAUGACACGUCCAUGUCGAAUGUGGUCAGUUUGAAGCUCGUGAUUGAUGCUGACACAACUUCAGAAUAGAGAAUCCUUCUUCAAAGGUCUCCGCUUCGGAGGCCAUCGUGGUUCCCCGGAAAAAGCGCCGGAGAACUCGAUCGCCAGUUUCCAAAAAGCCAAAGAGGACGGCUGCGAUCUCGUGGAAUUCGACAUCCACAUGACGUCCGACGGCGUCGCCCUUCUGAUGCACGACGAGACGACCGCCCGUACCGGCAACGCCGAUCUUCCAAUCUCGGGCUCCACGUGGCGACAGUUGGAAGGGGUGGAGUUGAAGGCGGUGGGCGGUGUCACCGGGAAGAUUCCAAAAUUGAGUGAGGCUAUCGAUUGGUGUGUCGGAAAUGCGAUCAAGAUGCUGUUCGACGUGAAAAACGACAAUUUGGCACUGAUUGAGGCGCUUGCAGAGGAGAUCAGAAAGCGGAAUUUGUACGAGAAGGUGAUGGUGAGCAGCUUCAAUCCGGUCGUGCCCUGGCGGCUCAAGAAGAUCGACUCGAAGAUUGUUACUGGUAAGAACUUUGUACUGUCCGGUCGCAGAACGGUUCCAGGUAUCACCCUCGACCGCUCGUACUACUCGUACAGCGACGACUACCGAAAACAGCCCUUCUCGAAGAACAUGUUCUUGCACUGGUGGAAUGAGUUCCUCGACGAGCUCAACAUCAUCGUCUCGCCGCUUUACAUCCUGCCCCGAUUCCUCGGCGUCGACGUCGUCAUGAUCAGUUAUCGAUUGAUUUCAGAGUAAGACUCUCGGUCUAAAUCUCUAACAAUCUCGCUUUGAAUUCAGAAACGCGGUGCGGGAGUCUAAGGAGAAAGGAUUUUCGGUGAUCUCAUGGACCGUCAACGACCCGAACUACAUGAACAUCCUGGCCAAACUCGACGUUCCGUUCCUGACGGAUCUCAGCGCACACGUCGAUCAGAGUAUAUUCAUGACGAAAAGCUCAAAAUGA